AAGUACAUACACCAAGUGAAAAAUGGUCAAACGUACUCGUAAAGUUGGGAUCACAGGAAAGUACGGUGUCCGCUACGGUGCUUCCUUGCGUAAGCAAGUAAAGAAGAUGGAAAUCUCACAACACGCCCGUUACACAUGUACUUUCUGUGGUAAGGACUCCGUCAAGCGUACUGCCACUGGUAUCUGGAACUGCAAAGCUUGCCGUAAGGUCAUUGCAGGUGGUGCUUACACUUUGGCCACCCCAGCUGCCACUACUGUCCGCAGCACCAUCCGUCGUCUUCGUGAUGUCCACGCUGAGUAAGCGUUGAGCUGCACAGCAAGUCUAUUUACGACCAUGUACUCAUGUAAGAACCUUUCAUACAGAUCCUUCCUUGGUAUGAGAUCGUUUAGACGCGUU
Messenger RNA from Wallemia mellicola CBS 633.66, 397 nucleotides. Its product is annotated as ribosomal protein L37ae. Bases 23 to 301 code for a protein of 92 amino acids. Gene Ontology annotation, cellular component: ribosome. Gene Ontology annotation, molecular function: structural constituent of ribosome. Gene Ontology annotation, biological process: translation. The transcript is spliced from 4 exons. The record is from RefSeq and is a predicted model, not a curated record. NCBI's taxonomy places the organism in Eukaryota, Fungi, Basidiomycota, Wallemiomycetes, Wallemiales, Wallemiaceae.